Molecule: messenger RNA, 486 nt
Organism: Sphenostylis stenocarpa
Lineage: Eukaryota; Viridiplantae; Streptophyta; Magnoliopsida; Fabales; Fabaceae
Source: the annotation of a GenBank genome assembly
AUGGAAAAACGGUUUCUGGAUGGAAGCUUGUUGGAGGCGUGGCGGCCGCUGACAGUGAGUGGUGACAUCAAAGGGUGUCUUUCAAAACCGAAGAAAAUGGGGAGAAUCUUCACGGUGGAGCUGGAGGGCAGGUCCUAUGGCUGCAAGUCCUGCAAAACCCACCUGGCCCUUGCUGAUGAUCUAAUCUCUCGUGCAUUUUAUUGCCAGCGGGGAAAAGCAUAUCUCUUCAAUAAUGUUGUGAACUUCACGAUUGGAGCGCUAGAGGAAAGGAUGAUGCUUUCGGGACUGCAUACUGUGGCAGAUAUCUAUUGUUGUUGCUGCGGUCAAAUAGUUGGCUGGAAAUAUGAGUCUGCACAUGAGAGAAGUCAAAAGUAUAAAGAGGGGAAGUUUGUUCUUGAAAGAGGAAGGAUUGUUGAUGAAAUUGAUUUCUCCGCUGAAUUCCAUAUUGAGAGCUGUGUCAGCAUGAGUGAUGCUGAAGAUGCUUAA